Geodia barretti is the source of this 570-nucleotide messenger RNA. NCBI's taxonomy places the organism in Eukaryota, Metazoa, Porifera, Demospongiae, Tetractinellida, Geodiidae. The record is from the annotation of a GenBank genome assembly.
AUGACUACUCAGAUCACACACUCCGAUCCCGAAGUCCGCUGGUACAUAAUCCAUGCCUACUCAGGCCAGGAGAAGCGUGUCCAGGUCAAUCUUGAACAGCGCAUCAAGACCAUGGAUAUGCAGGACAAGAUCCUACAAGUGGUCGUGCCUACAGAGGACGAGAUAGAGAUCAAGGGAGGUCAACGCAAGGCCGUUGCUCGCACGAUCUUUCCCGGCUACAUUCUCGUGCAGAUGCGAAUGGAUGACCAGAGCUGGUUCGUCGUGCGAAAUACGCCGGGAGUCACCGGAUUCGUGUCGGCCGAGGACGAGAGCGAGAAUCGUCCCAAGCCCGUCCCAUUGGAGGAGCGGGAGGUCGAGACAAUCCUGCGCCAGAUCGAGACGGACACACCGAGGCCUCGAAUCGGCCUUGAAAAAGGACAGAGUGUCCGCAUCACGGACGGCCCGUUCGUGGACUUCAUGGGCACAGUUGAUGAGGUUUCCCAAGAACGGGCGAAGGUCAAAGUGCUUGUCUCAUUCUUCGGACGCGAGACACCCGUCGAGUUGGACUUCCUGCAGGUCGAACGCGCCUAG